AUGGCGUCACAACGAGCUUUAUUUACCGCCACUCCAACCCAGACGCUCACCUAUCUGCUUGCUAUCUGUCCAUUUUCAAUCUCCUUUCUAGUUUUCAUCAACUCAUCCGUCUCAUUCGUGGUCACUGAAUUGAUUGGGCUACAUGAUGGCACAGGCGAUGCUGUUGGUACACUGGGGUUUGCAGAUGAACUGCUCGCGCUGGCCGCGUGUCCAAUGUGGGGAGUACUUUCUGAUCAUAUAGGUGUUCGCAACGUUACCACCGUCGGGUACGCCAUCAUUGCUGUUGCCCUGGUGCUGUUCGUGCAAGCAAGCAAUGUCUAUCCUCAACUGCUGCUGGGGAGGCUGUUCUUCAGCCUGGGAGGCUCUGCAGUUUCAACCAUGGUUACCGCUGUGCUGCCUGCUGUGACCGAAGCUCACCCCAGCCAGCAACCAGGCCAUGAAGUUGAGCCCCAGGCUCAAUUGAGAUCGCCAGCUUCUAGACUAGCCGGUUUUGUGGGCAUGUGCGCUGGGUGCGGUGCCCUGAUAUCUCUGGUUGUGUUCCUCCCGCUACCCGCUCGGUUUCAAAGCUGGGGCUAUUCCCCAUCGGAAGCAAUCCAAAAUAGCUAUUACUUGGUUGCCUCGAUUGCACUUUUGAUCAGCUUCUGCUGCUUCAUGGGCCUGAAAGGGCUAGCAAGCGAAGAAGGGAAGGGGUGGAGCUCAUUGUGGCCGACCUCAAAAGACAAGCCGCAUGAGGGAGUUCAGAGUUCACCAGGCCAUGGUGCAAGGCAGUCACCGUAUCUGAACCAACUAAGUACCGCAUUUGCCAUAGGGCUGAGAAACCGGGAUAUCUUUCUUGGCUACCUGGGAGGCUUCGUAGCACGAGCCUCAUCGGUCGGUAUUUCGUUGUUCAUCCCGCUCUUUGUCAACCAUUACUAUCGACAAUCUGGACUUUGUGGGGAUGGCCUCGACGAGAACCCAGAAAGCGUUCCCGGGGAUAUCAAGCGGACCUGCCGCAAAGCCUACAUCUUGGCAUCCAUCCUCACUGGUGUUUCCCAGCUGAUUGCGCUGAUUGCGGCGCCAGCAUUCGGGUUUCUGUCUGAGAAGUCACGCCAGUACCAUGUGCCGCUUUUGCUUGCAUCUUUGGCGGGUAUUGUCGGCUACACAAUCUUCGCGCUACUGCCCAGUCCCCAGUUCAGCGGAGCAGACGGUAGCCCAGCAGUGUUUAUCGUAAUGGGCCUGAUUGGUAUCAGUCAGAUCGGGGCCAUUGUCUGCAGCUUGGCGGUGCUGAGCAAUGGGAUCCUCAACAUCAGCCUUGACUCUGGACAUCCGGUAAUCUACCACAGUGGAGAGCAAGAACCGUCCCAGAUUGCCAAUGGACAAAGUUCAACGACUGAAGCGGGCGAAGGCGCCGAUGAGCAUCAGCCCUUGUUGUCGCAGAGGUCUGCACACGCAAGCCGAUAUCAGCUUUCGAAUCUGAAAGGGUCGAUUGCGGGGGUCUAUUCUCUAUAUGGAGGUGCGGGGAUUUUGAUACUUACCAAAGUCGGCGGUCUUCUAUUUGAUGAUCUGUCCCCCGGUACCCCGUUCUAUAUCAUGGCUGGCUUCAAUGGGGUGUUAUUCUUGGCCGGGCUUGCCACCGGCGCGAUAGGCUUUUCCCGAAAGGUUGUUGGACAUGAGGUGGCCUGA
This is a messenger RNA of Aspergillus clavatus NRRL 1, 1662 nucleotides long. Its product is annotated as putative MFS transporter. NCBI's taxonomy places the organism in Eukaryota, Fungi, Ascomycota, Eurotiomycetes, Eurotiales, Aspergillaceae. The record is from RefSeq and is a predicted model, not a curated record. Gene Ontology annotation, biological process: transmembrane transport. The transcript has 2 exons. Bases 1 to 1662 code for a protein of 553 amino acids. Gene Ontology annotation, molecular function: transmembrane transporter activity.